Penicillium canescens is the source of this 1005-nucleotide messenger RNA. RefSeq lists its product as uncharacterized. The transcript is spliced from 3 exons. Bases 1 to 1005 code for a protein of 334 amino acids. The record is from RefSeq and is a predicted model, not a curated record. Lineage: Eukaryota; Fungi; Ascomycota; Eurotiomycetes; Eurotiales; Aspergillaceae.
AUGAUUCCUCCUCACUUUUGGCCAGUCCCCUAUCCCCAAGUACCUUCUCCUCCGACACAAGUGGAACCAAAGCCUUCCCCGCCUCCACCCCCACCCCCCGCUCCAGAACCUGCACCGGCACCACCAGCUCCCACGCCAGCUGAUACGGCCAAAGAUGAAGCAAUUGCCCGGUUGGAGCAGUUGAUUAUAAAUGAUCGCAAAGAGCGCGAAGAUAAAGAAAAGGCCAUCCAAGAAGCCAAAGAUCGUGCUGCCGCUGAGAAGGCCGCGCAAGAUGCGCAGACAGCGCAUGACAUGAAGAUCGCCUCAGAAGCUGCAGCUCUUGCUCGAGCUGAUGCGGAGGCAAAGGCGGCAGAGGAUGCCGCUAAGGCCAAGGAUGAGGCAGAAAAAGCCGCUGCUGCCGCUGCUUCAGAGGCUGCAGCUGCAGCAACGGCCGCGGCAGCAGAAGCUGCCAAACCACCGCCUCCGCCGCCUGCUCCAGAGAAAAAAAGCCUAUCAAGUUCAAAGACGCUGUUGGGAGAAAGUUCAGCUUUCCGUUUGAGCUGUGUGCCACGUGGCAGUUUACAGGGAAUGGAGGAGCUCAUUCGGCAGGCUUUCCUUCAUAUUGAAGUGAUUGGUCCCCAUGUGGCUGAUGGACACUAUGAUCUUAUCGGUCCCAAUGGCGACAUUAUCCUUCCACAGGUCUGGGAAACGGUUAUUGAACCUGACUGGGCCAUCACUAUGCAUAUGUGGCCAAUUCCCGAAAAGCCAAAAGAAGAUCCCCCUCCCCCGGCAGAGGUACCACCGCCCCUGGAUAAACCUGCCGAGGCGCCUCCGGAGUCAAAGAAGAAGGCAGAGUCGGGCAAUAAGAAGGCAAAGGCCAAGGGUCCGGCUAUGCCUGGAAGUUUUGCAAUGUGGAUGCUAGGUAGCAACGCCAGGCCGAAGCAGGUCUCAAAGGCGGAAAAAAGCCUGAUCCGCCUGCUUCUGCGCCUCCUUCAUGAUGCCUGUAUUUACCUUUACCCUAUUUGA